AUGGGAGAAGAAAAUGAGAAAAUGCAUGAGAAGAUAAAUUCAUCAUUUACAAUAUACGAAGUAGAAGACAUGACAAAGUUGACGUACAGACAGCAGUUACUUGUCACACGGUAUAGAGAAAACAUUACCAGAAUAAAUCCCUUGUUUAGAUUACAGAAUAACAUUGAGGAAAAAGAAGAAUCAAAUCACUGGAUGGAACUACAUAAGGUCAAAAUGGAUGUUAAGCCAAUUAGACUGAAAGCAAGGUGUUACUGCAUCCAUAAUGCGCAUGAGAUGUUUGAUUUUAUUCUAUUUCUAGAAAAGAUGGGGAAAUAUAGAUUUGAAAUAUCACGACUCAAAAAGAGACUCUAUUUAAAUACCCAGCAAUGUCAGUGUCACAAGCUUAGAACAACAUUUAGGUAUUUAAGUGUGUUGAUAGAGAAAAUAGACAAGCGAAUAAAAUAA
Molecule: messenger RNA, 444 nt
Organism: Enterospora canceri
Lineage: Eukaryota; Fungi; Microsporidia; Enterocytozoonidae
Source: the annotation of a GenBank genome assembly